Molecule: messenger RNA, 396 nt
Organism: Prunus armeniaca (apricot)
Lineage: Eukaryota; Viridiplantae; Streptophyta; Magnoliopsida; Rosales; Rosaceae
Source: the annotation of a GenBank genome assembly
AUGCACCUUCACUCCUUCCAAUCGGCAGUUGGAUGCAAGGGCCUCAGUGAUGAGGGGCAAUGCCUGCUGUUCCCAUCAUCCCUUACCGAAGCCGUUCUGAACUGGUUCUACCGUCUUAAGCUGGGGACGGUAGCCUCCUUUGACGAACUGAAGCAGAUUUUCCUCAAUCACUUCAUUAUCCAGACAGACCGCUUGUACUCUGCCGAUGAUCUGUACACAAUUCGGCAGAGAGAGGACGAACCCCUACGAGAGUAUGCAGCGCGCUUCAGUCACGAAUACUCGAGGUGUCAGAAACGGAUGACAGGGCAGCCUUCGGUGCCUUCAAGAGUGGCCUUCGGUCCUCUCACUUCCGGUACCUCGUGCACAGUAGUAACUGGCGCACAUACGACGAGUUGA